Molecule: messenger RNA, 540 nt
Organism: Centruroides sculpturatus (bark scorpion)
Lineage: Eukaryota; Metazoa; Arthropoda; Arachnida; Scorpiones; Buthidae
Product: zinc finger protein 12-like
Exons: 3
Cellular component (GO): nucleus
Source: RefSeq, a predicted model, not a curated record
UAAGAAACAGAAUUUGAUAAUUAAAUAAAAGUAAUUAAAGUCAUAAUGGAACAAGAACAUCAAUGCUCGACAUGCGACCAGACGUUUCUUAGUGAACACGAAUUGGAAAGACACGUGGAAACUCAUACGGGCGAAAGGCCGUUUCAAUGCAAUUUGUGCAAAAAAAGCUUUCCGUUUAAGAGUCAUUUGAGACAGCACAAGAUAGUGCACUCCGAUGAAAGACCAUUCAAGUGCAGUUACAAUAACUGUGAACAUAGCUUUAAACGAAAAGGCGACUUAGAUCAACACAUGUACACAGCGCAUUCCGAUGAGUUUUUAUCUAAAAUUACACCAAACGACCCGAAGAUAAUGAGCCGUAAAUGUAACUACUGCUUAAAAGUAUGUCAGUCUCCUGCUGCUUUAAAAAUUCACUUAAGAACUCACAACAGAGAACGGCCAUUUUCGUGUAAUUUUUGCAACGGCACUUUCACUUGCAAAAGUAAUUUAAACAGACACAUCAGAAGGUUCCAUCCAAAGGAGGAAACUCCAUCUUUCUCAGAA